Molecule: messenger RNA, 3202 nt
Organism: Phalaenopsis equestris
Lineage: Eukaryota; Viridiplantae; Streptophyta; Magnoliopsida; Asparagales; Orchidaceae
Product: pentatricopeptide repeat-containing protein At1g30610, chloroplastic
Exons: 9
Coding region: 65-3142 (1025 amino acids)
Biological process (GO): chloroplast organization
Cellular component (GO): chloroplast
Molecular function (GO): protein binding
Source: RefSeq, a predicted model, not a curated record
UUGAGGUUUUUCACUCUCUAUAUUUAUUUUCUCGUGAAGAUAGCGUUCUUUCGAGGAAUCCAAUAUGGCCGUCGCUAAUCUACAGUUUGUGUCAAGCAGCUUCCUCCUACCGAAUAAUAGGUUGAGCUCCUUCUACACUCAUGGCGUUUCAAUUUUCCAAAAGCCCGUUAUUGGCAUGGACGUGGGAUGCGCAGGGGCGAGAAAAAGCAGUGUUUUUUAUGCAAAAAGGUCGAAAAUUGGGAUUAUUAAUGCUUUGCCCGACGGAGAGGUUGAAGCCCCUUCGUCCAGUAGCCAAUUUUUCGAGAAAGAGUUCAAAUUUACUCCCACAUUUGAUGAAUAUGUCAGAGUUUUGGAGUCCGUUAGAACUGACCGGAGUAGGAUUUCGAGUGAUGAAGGGGGUUUGCCCGGCUUGAAGAAAAUAUCUGCUCGCAGGCAUGCAUCGACGGCAGAGAGUGCUGUAGAAAAGAGGAAUUUGUCCAUAUCAAAGAAGAAAUUGAGCAAAGGAAAGUUUUAUACUGAAGAGAAAGUCAGAUAUUCGAAAGAUGCCGGAGAAAAUGCACCCAGUUUGAAGGGUGGCGUUUCUGAGAAGAGUGGUUCUACAUGGACUCUGGUUGAAGAGAUUUCGGAGAAGAAAGUCAAGGAGAAAAUUGUUGAGGGACAGAAAGUUGGUUUAGAACGCAGAAGCAAAAAUUUUAAUAACGGAAGAAAUGUAUUGCAUAAGAAAACCAAGGAUAAUAGUAAAGUUGUUCAAGAUGGGAUUUUUGAGAACAAGAGUAAGAGUCAAAGGGGACACGAAGAAUCACAAAAACUUCAUCGUAAUUUUAGAGGUGCCGAGGAGUUAGAGAAUUCUAUGGCCGUAAAGAAUGAAUUUGGGCGUGUUGACAGCAGAAGGCUCCAAAUCACCGCCUACAGAGCUGGCGAGGAUUUGAAUGGUCAAAUAUAUGAUGUGCAUAAGAAUACCAAUGAUGCUGAAGAAGUUUUUGUCGAUGAAAUGUUGGAGAACAAGAGAAUGAAUGAGCGGAAGCUGAAAGAAACAAAAGUGUAUAGGAAAGAGUUAAAAAGUUCAGAGGAGUUCAAGAAUACUAUUUCUUCGAGGGAUGAAUUGGGUUGCAGAGACUAUGGAAAGCCCCUUGAUUUCAGAAGAUUUAACACAAGUGAUAAACCUAGUAGAGGCAAAGUGGAGGCUUUUGGGAUGGGGGGAAAUCAACAUUUCCAAGCUAUAGAUUCACAAGAACGUGGCUCAGCAAAGGAACUUUACCAUAAAGGCAGCAUUAGGAGAAGUGCCAAGUUUCUUAGUGAUAUAAUUGAAGCAGGAAAGCCCAACAGAAGGGCUCCUGUGUCAUCAGGGAGAUCAGGCAGAACUGAUGUCGCUUAUCCUGAUGUUUCUGAGGGAGAGGUUGGUGGUGUUACGCUGGAGAAUAGAGCCGCUUUCCGGACAUUUGAGGUAUUUACAGAUGUGAGGAACAGGCCACGAGUAUUGAGAAUGGAAAUGGAAGAAAGAAUCCGGAAUUUAGCAAAGUGGUUGAAUGCUAGUGAUUUAAACAUGCCAGAGUGGCAAUUUUCAAAGAUGAUUCACAGCACCAAGAUAAAAUUUUCGGAGCACUCCAUCUUGAGGAUUGUCCAAAUAUUGGGUUCAUUCAGAAACUGGAGACGGGUAUUACAAGUUAUUGAAUGGUUCCAUUCACGUGAACGUUUCAAGUACUAUAAGAGCAGAUACAUUUAUACAACUGCCCUCGAUGUACUUGGAAAGGCCAGGAGACCGAUGGAGGCGCUGAACAUAUUUUAUGCCAUGCGGAGAAAAUUAUCUUCCUAUCCUGACCUUGCAGCAUAUCAUUGUAUAGCCGUUACUCUGGGUCAAGCUGGCCUCAUGAAAGAAUUGUUUGAUGUCAUCGAUUGCAUGAGAGCAGUACCUGAGAAGAAGUUUGACUUGGGUCCCCUACAAAACUGGGAUCCACGUCUCGAACCAGAUCUUGUUGUGUACAAUGCGGUAUUAAAUGCUUGCGUUCAGCAGAGGCAAUGGGAAGGGGCAUUUUGGGUUCUGCAAGAAUUAAAAGUGCGGGGUAUUAGGCCUUCAAGUACAACUUAUGGGCUCAUCAUGGAAGUGAUGCUUGCAUGUGGCAAAUACAACUUGGUUCACGAGUUCUUUAGGAAAUUGCAGAAGAACUCCAUUCCUGGUGCUUUGAAUUACAAAGUUCUUGUGAAUACUUUUUGGAGAGAAGGCAAUGCCGAUGAGGCUGUACAGGCCGUAAAAGAUAUGGAAAGACGUGGAAUAGUUGGCUCUGCUAGUCUGUAUUAUGACCUCGCUCGCUGUCUCUGCAGUGCAGGAAGAUGUGACGAAGCUCUUCAUCAGAUUAAAAAAAUAUCCAAGGUUGCAAAGAAGCCGUUGGUGGUGACAUACACUGGUCUUAUUCAAGCUUGCGUUGAGUCGGGAAGUAUUGAAAAUGCUACAUAUAUUUUCAACCAAAUGAAUAGUUUCUGUUCACCAAAUGUGAUCACCUUCAACAUCAUGCUGAAAUCAUACAUACAGCACGGGAUGUUUGAAGAAGCGAAAAGUCUUUUUCAGAGAAUAUUGUCUGAUAGCCAUGAGAUUAAUGGAGAAGAUGAGUUCAGUCGAAAGGUUUUCCCUGAUAAAUUUACGUUCAACACGAUGAUGGAAGCGUGUGCUGCGGCAAGUAAGUGGGAUGAUUUUGAGGAUUUUUUUCGAGAGAUGAUUCGUCAUGGCUAUCACUUUGAUGAAAAACGACAUAUGCGUCUGGUAUUUGAUGCUUGGCGGGCUGGAAAGAAGAGCAUAUUGGAGAUCACAUGGGAACACUUAACCAUUAAUGGCCGCGUCCCGCCGCCUCCUAUCAUCAAAGAACUCUUCUCCAUGAAGCUGCAGGAAGACGACCCUGGAUCUGCUGUUUCGUUCAUCACCAUUCAUCAAGACAUGGAAACCGAAGCCUUCUCUGAGAAAUCAUGGCUGAAUCUACUAGAGAAGAAUACUCAUCACAUCAAUAGCAGAACCUUAACGAAGCUGCUGCAUGAGCUGAGAGGGGUCAUCUCUGUAAGUGCUCGACCUCACCCUGUGCAUCAGAGUCUAUUGAAUGCUUGUAAAGAAUUUGGUUCCAGUUUUUACGGUGGAGGAAUUCAUUCUUUAUUGUAAUGCUGAAGAAUGCUGUAAAUGAAGUUGAUAUUAUUAUUGUUAUCUGAAAUUGCAUUGUUA